This is a messenger RNA of Danio rerio (zebrafish), 949 nucleotides long. The record is from RefSeq and is a predicted model, not a curated record. NCBI's taxonomy places the organism in Eukaryota, Metazoa, Chordata, Actinopteri, Cypriniformes, Danionidae.
AUGGAUGUCCAUCUUGCAGAGGCAGCAGAAAUAAAUGAGAUUGACACGCUGUCCUGAGGCCAGAAUAGCUCUCACCUUUUACACCAUUAAGAAUAUUGGUCACACGUUCGCGUCUGCACCUCCUGUCCGUCCCGUUUUUGAGCGUCUUAAAAUAGAAGACGUCAAGAUGCAAGACUCGAGUAACUGCAGGAAUAAAUCUCAGCGGCCUCUUAAAUAAAUGAAUUAAGCGGGCAAUUUGCCUGGUGGAGUCAUCCCGCAGACUCUAACGCACAGAGCGCUUCUCCACCUGCGUUCAGCUGGAUUUAUGAACUCUGAACACUGGUAAAAAAAAAAAGUGUCCCGUUCCUGACGCGCUGUCUCUCAGUUUUAUGGAGCCAUUCAUUCAUCCUCUGUCAAUUUACAAGCGCAGAAUAUGCAGAGGAGGGAGAUGACAUGGACACUUCUGAAGCGUAUAUAAACCCAGGAGGAGUUUCACUGAGGAGAAACUCCAGGCUGAAGGCUUCAGUUGUUUGUGUCUGUUGGUGUCAUCAUGAUGUGGAAGUUGCUUCUGCUCUUUGCUUUGCUCCUUACCGUCCUCGAACCUCUGCUCGGUCACCCGGUGGUGCAGUCGGCGGAGAUGAGCUUCGGCAGGCCCGGUCUCAGAACAGCAGGAUUUGUCCCCAGUCAAGCUGUAAAAGAGGCCUUGCUGGAAAAACCGCUGUGGAGUCGUUUUCUGGGCAGCAGAAAGCAGUAUCACAAACGCGGCAGCAACACAGAGUGCUUCUGGAAAUACUGUGUGUAAAAUACCAACAACACACACACACUCUCAUGCCCUUCACCUGACAUUUACAACAACUCCAAUGCACUAAACAUGCAGAAAAAAACCUAAAAAGAUCUUGAUGUUUGUAGAAAAAAUAGCUGGUUAUUUAUUUGUACUCUUUACCUUUGAUGUAAAUAAAGUAAAUAUGUA